This is a messenger RNA of Bombina bombina (fire-bellied toad), 2087 nucleotides long. It is a transcript of the gene DNAAF4, whose product is annotated as dynein axonemal assembly factor 4. Bases 7 to 1257 code for a protein of 416 amino acids. Gene Ontology annotation, biological process: heart development; outer dynein arm assembly; cilium movement. NCBI's taxonomy places the organism in Eukaryota, Metazoa, Chordata, Amphibia, Anura, Bombinatoridae. The record is from RefSeq and is a predicted model, not a curated record. The transcript has 9 exons. Gene Ontology annotation, molecular function: nuclear estrogen receptor binding.
ACAGCUAUGCCGAUCAUCGUGAAGGAUUUCACCUGGGAACAAACCGACAAGGAGGUUUUUAUUUCUGUUCCUUUAAAGGGGACGAAAGCAAGCCAAUCCGAUGUAAUUUGUACGGAUGAAUAUCUAAAGGUCUGUUUCCCACCUUUUCUGUUUGAAGUCAUUCUCUUUGCUCCAAUUGAUGAAGACAGAAGCAGUGCAAAGAUUGGUAAUGGAAUUAUACUGUUCACACUUCACAAGACAGAACCUUCUGUGUGGGACUCCAUCGCUGUGCCUAGUAAUACAGCAGACUUGAGUACAGUUGAAAUUUUAGAACAACUCAGUGAUGAGGAUAUAACUAACUCUAAUGAUGUAACCCUGCCUGACUCUAAUACGUGGAAAACCGCACUCAAACCAAAAUCCAAAUACCAUCCCUCCAUGUCCAAUUCACCUGAAAUUCAGCUUGAGGAGGACGAGCGAAAACGAAUAGAACAUAUAAAAGAGGAAGAAAAUAGAAAAGCAACUGAAGAACUGGAGAGGUGGAAAGCACAGCAGACGAUUGAAAAGGAACAAAAACGGCUGCAGAGAGAGGAAAUCAGAAAAGCUGAAGAGAAAAGGAAAAAUGAAAGAAGCAAAUCUAUAUUCCCAAACACAGUAAAGCCCCAAAUAACAACUGAAAAAAAAGUUAUCGAGAAGGUGCUGCCUCCUACCCGGACAUCUGGCUCGAUAAAGAUUCAGUUCACCCCUCGUAUCUUCCCCACGGCUCUCAGGGAAUCUCGAAUGGCAGAAGAAGAAGAGUGGUUACACAAGCAGGCUGAGGCCCGAAGAGCAAUUAAUGCUGAUCUACUUCAAUUCCCCGACUUGACAGAAGAAGAAAAAAAUCCAGAGUGGCUGAAGGAUAAAGGAAACAAGUUGUUUGCCGCUGGGGACUAUCUUGCAGCUGUCAACGCUUUCAACCUGGCAAUACAGUUAAACCAAAAGCUUCCAUCUCUGUACCUCAAUCGCUCUGCGUGCCAUCUUAAGUUACGUAACCUGCAUAAAGCCAUUGAAGAUUCCUCAAAGGCUUUGGAGCUUCUGACACCACCGGUCCCAUCCAAUGCCUGUGCCAGAAUUAAAGCCCAUGUGAGGCGCGGAACUGCCUUCUGUGAGCUUGAACUUUAUGUGGAAGGUCUCCAGGACUAUGAAGCAGCACUUAAGAUAGACCCCAAUAACCAGAAUGUAAAAGCUGAUGCAGCGAAAAUUCGACAGAUCAUCCAGGGUUCCUCUUCAACUCCUGAAUGAAGAAACAAAUAUAUGUUUAUAUAACGGACAUCAAUAUAUUAUGGAUUUUCCAUUUGGAUAUUUACAACAUUUCAGUGUUGUUUUUAAGAUUUUCCUAUAUGUGUACGGUCUUAAAAUAUCUUCAUUUCUCUUCAAUAUAGAUUCAGAAAUACAAAAUACUACACUGUUACAUACAAGAAUUCAGGAUCUUUGUUAAAGGGAUAUUAAACUGUUUGAAAUUGUAAUAUUAAGGGCUAGAUUACAGGUGAGGCGCAAACGGUUUUGUGCAAGCAAAAUCGUCUUUUCGCAAGCCUUUUUAAUUGCGCUGAUUUUGCAAGUUGAGUAAAAUCACCAUUUAUGCUUCAAUCCUUAUCGAAAUUUCAGAGUUGUGGUUAACUGUUUUCCAAAACAAAAAAUUGCACAAAACACAUCAAAUAUACAUUACACAAAGUACAGUUACACUCAUAUUAACACUGUCUAAUACAAAUUCUAAAAAAAAAAGUAUUGCACAAAAAAGUUAUAAGGGCUCAAAGAUAUGAGAUCUCUCAAGUGUUAGAAAAAAAGCCACCAAAGUACUUUAAUAUAGAGAUACAUACACAUACAUUGCUAUGCAAAAAUCUUUUUUUCUCCAUUAAUUUCUAUGGGGGAAUAUAUGAACGCGCACGCACUAUUUGGGUUACCGCUUGCACAAAAUAAAAAAAAUUUGGAACUUGUAAUAUGAGCGUAACCCAACUAACUGAAAAAGGUUACCUCUAGCUGAGUUUUCGCGAUCGAGAAAAAAAAAAAUACUGCGCCACUUGUAAUCAAGCCCAAAAUGUUUAAUUAUGUGUAAUAAAAAAAAAAAAUUACAA